Molecule: messenger RNA, 2430 nt
Organism: Coregonus clupeaformis (lake whitefish)
Lineage: Eukaryota; Metazoa; Chordata; Actinopteri; Salmoniformes; Salmonidae
Product: phosphatidylcholine:ceramide cholinephosphotransferase 1-like
Exons: 6
Coding region: 564-1793 (409 amino acids)
Biological process (GO): ceramide biosynthetic process; sphingomyelin biosynthetic process
Cellular component (GO): Golgi membrane; endoplasmic reticulum membrane
Molecular function (GO): ceramide cholinephosphotransferase activity; sphingomyelin synthase activity; protein binding
Source: RefSeq, a predicted model, not a curated record
AUUUGGUUUCUUUCGACUGCCAUACAAUAUCAAAGGUUUAUCACAGUGCUUUUAUGUGCCUGAGGCACAGAUUUUCUCUUAUAUCCCGAGAUUUGCACAUUUCCAGGAUUGUUAAAUUCCGUAGCUAUUCAUCAGCAGAGCAGUAAGAAAACGACAACUGGGAUUUGCAUUAGUGAAAUUGCUGAAGGAAUUUCAGGUGUCUUGCACAUCUCCAUCAUUCGGAGGCAAGGACUUUCCUAUCGAACACCACACACGCGAUUUCUAGGUCUGUUUGACUGGCAUCGGAGCUCUUCUGACUGCACACCUGAUGCAUUUCAAGUCAAAAACGCAAAAAGUCACUGCAUCAAACAGCUGCAAAUUCAAUCGCAACCCAUGGUCGGAUGGAUUAACCUCUAGAUAAACCUGACUGGAUACUCCAGGUGUGGGCAGCACCCAAUGUGCUCACCACGUGAUGUGUGACUUCAGGAGGGCUCUGGAUUUGUUAGACCAAGUCGUGAACACCUCUGGACUCUACCACCUUUGUUUCUCCCUCCGUUUGCAGCAAGUACGGCACAGGGACUGACAUGAAGAAAGUGGCCCAGUGGUCAACGGAGGACGUGCUCCUGUGGCUGACCGAUGAGGGAAUGCAGGAAUACUCAGAGGCCUUACGCCACCUGGAUGGCCAGGGCCUCCUGCAGCUCUCUAAGGCGGACUUCCAGACGGCCCCUCUGGCCCUUGUCACCUCAGACGGAGGCAGACAGCUCCUGGACAAGAUGGAGACUCUCAGGAUAGAGCACCACAUUGAAGCACAUAAAAACGGGCAUGCCAACGGACACGCCAUCUUGGCUGUCAACAGUGAGGUUAAUGGGAACAAGCCCAAGAGGAACGGUGUGGUCAAUGAGUUCCACAAGGAGCGGGUCCAGAUCCCCAUGCCUGAGAUCACCCACUCUCCGUUUCCUGAGGAAUGGGGAAAGACAGGCGUGGCAUUCGUCUACGCCAUAAUCUGCUUCAUCUUUACCACCAUCAUGAUCUCCGUGGUCCACGAACGCGUGCCUGCCAAGGAGGCCACUCCACCCCUGCCAGACAAGUUCUUUGACUUUUUCGGCAGAGUAGACUGGGCCUUUUCUAUAUGCGAAAUCAACGGCAUGAUACUGGUCGUCCUGUGGCUUCUACAGUGGGCACUGUUAAAAUAUAGGUCCAUCGUUGGUCGGCGGUUCUUCUUUAUCGUUGGCACACUCUACCUAUACAGGUGUAUCACCAUGUACAUCACCACACUCCCCGUGCCAGGGAUGCAUUUCAAGUGCUCUCCUAAGCUGUUUGGUGACUGGGAGUCCCAAAUGAGCAGAGUGAUGAAGAUGAUUGCAGGAGGAGGCCUGACCAUCACUGGCUCCCACCACAUGUGUGGAGACUACCUUUACAGUGGCCACACAGUCAUGCUGACACUCACCUAUCUCUUCAUUAAAGAGUAUUCCCCAAAAAAGUUAUGGUGGUACCACUGGAUCUGCUGGCUGCUCUGUGCUGUGGGACUCUUCUGCAUUCUCCUGGCUCAUGACCACUACUCCAUAGACGUGGUGGUGGCUUACUUCAUCACCACACGCCUAUUCUGGUGGUACCACACCAUGGCCAACCAGCAAACGCUAAAGGCAUCAUCGCAGAGCAACUUUUUCUCAAGGGUGUGGUGGUACCGAUUUUUCCAGUACCUUGAACAGAAUGUCACAGGCAUCGUCCCUCGGAACUACCAGAUGCCACUGUCAUGGCGACCGGCCCAGUGGAGUCAAGUGAAGUACAGCCGGAUCGACACUGAGUGCCCGUGACAGGAGGAAGAGACACCUCCCAGAAGGACAUGGUGGUAGGACUCUUAACGACACUCCUCAAAGUGCCAUAUCUAAUCACAAGAAGAUGCCCUAUCAAUCAAACUCUGAAGUUGUUCCAUUUCCCUUUAGCAUUCUCCUGUAACGCACACUCCAGUCCAACUGGCUAGCACUGUGACCAACCAUAAUUUCAGCCAAAACAUUUCACAUUGGAAAACAAUCAUUUUAUCAUCUACUCUGAAAGCUAUAAGGGUUUCCAGUGGGUGGAUUGAAAGCAUUUCAUUGGCAGGUCAAGAUCUAGUUUAGCUAACAAUAGGACAUGUAAGUCUAUAGGUCAAUGCCAAUAUCUCCCUCUGUAAUUGUUACAGAUACUCUGUUGCUGAAAUUGAAUGAAAUAAUCAUGUUUGUCUCGGCAAUUGGGCUGUUCCAAAUGUUUGGUCUUUCAUGCUAAAAUGUUUUACCAAGUUUUGGUUCAAAGACGUGCUGUAGUGUUGAGAACUGACCUGUCAUGAAGCAGGAGGCACCUUUUGUAGUGCAAACCAUUUUAAAAGUAUAUAACCAACGUGGUCUCGUAGCAUUUCGUAUUAUUCUGUAUGUAAAUCCGAGACACUCCAUUUAGUAUGGGCCCUCCUGUAGCUCA